Messenger RNA from Pogonomyrmex barbatus (red harvester ant), 2607 nucleotides. RefSeq lists its product as uncharacterized. NCBI's taxonomy places the organism in Eukaryota, Metazoa, Arthropoda, Insecta, Hymenoptera, Formicidae. The record is from RefSeq and is a predicted model, not a curated record.
GUACAUAAAAAUAAUAUUAAAAUAAGAAAGAAAAAGGAAGUUGAUAUAUACUGGUGCUGUCUUAAAGAAAUUUUAUACAAAAAUGGAAAUUAUGGAAGAUGGGAAUUUAGUCGACCGCGUUAGAAUUUUAUUGCAACGGGACAUGCAAUAUUAUCAGGAAAUGCAAACUGUUCUGAGGGAACCCUUAUGCAUACGCAUCAGCGGUGGGAAGCUCGAUUUUCCGCGACAUGCUUCGUUCGCUGCGAUUAAGAUCGUAACAUGGUGGGAGGCAGAUUUCGUUGCUGCUUUUAGACGUGCUUCCGGUUUGAGCUCUUCUGAGAACGGAAAUAUGUCCAGCGUCGAUAGUGAGGAUGGCGUUAUUAAGCGAAUUCAACCAUCCGAGUUUAUCCUUCUUGUUGUUGACACUGCGGAGCAACUACUAGAACAUCUGCAUAUGUUGAUUCAAGAAUCUUUGGAUCAUGCCGAUCUUACUGUGCUUACCGCCACUUUAGGCGCAGCAGCACUAAUACGUAAUUGCUUGUGGUGUUACAAUCAGCAUGCAAAGGGAACAAUUUCUUCUCAAUCAAGCGAAAAGAUUAAUAAGUCUCAUAAAGCAUUCCACGAAAUGGCCGAAGCUGUAGCAGAAAGGCUGCUUGAUCUGCAUUGUCGAUUAAUUUCCUUAUAUAUUCUGAACGAGGCGGACUCCCUCAGUUGGCACAGUAACAAACCAUUUUUCGAGAAGGAACGAUGCUCCUAUGUUAUACAAAUGUGGUGGCUAUAUAUGCAAGGUACUAAGGCAGAUUUAUGGAACACAGUCUCGCCUAAGAUGGCACAGCGUGUAUUUUCAGAGAUGCUAAAUGAGUCCUUGUCUAUCUUAACUACACGAUUCGUUCAUGGACGACCGACACUGGCGCGAUCCGAACAGUUCUGGUCGGAUGCCUUUAAUGUGCUUUGCUGCACAGGCUACCUCGCUUUAGGUGCGUGUGUCGACAGCAACGGAAUGAUUGGUGCACGUCCGAAUAACUUGCCGACAGCAAUAAGAGAUAUACAUGCAAAAUGUAAUGAACUAUUAAUCUGUUUACUACUUAGAGGUACUCCUCUCAAAGAACUGUACCAGAUUUUUCGACACGGAUUAGAAAAUUUAACAAUAUUACGACCUCGACACGGCCCCGCUCCGUGGCUAUUGAUAUGUGCUCCAAAUUUAUUAGGAUUAAGCACGGUUGAUUCUCCAGCUGACAUUAUAACAUUAACUGAGGAUAAAACAGUCAUUCUUGAGUUGAAUGUUAUGAGACAUCAACCUCAACCUAACUGGCCUCAAUUGAUGAAAGUGAUAUCGAUGAACAAUUAUGUCGUGGCAAGGAUGUUGCUACAGACUUUAGUACGUCAAAAUGUGGGCGUCGUGUGCAUAGACAAUAGUGAUGUGGCUGACAGAUCAAAGAAAGACGAAAAAAGUUGCAGUGGCUUUUUAUGCAGUGGAUCAGCAUGCGACAAAACGCUAAAAAUAACUUCGGCUUUGGCAUUAUACAGCUUAUUUCAUGUAUUAGUGGUAACCGUUAAUGAGCCGGAGCAUGUAAUUAUACCAGCGCUGAAGCAGGAUCCGAACUGGUCUAAUUAUUUGAACAGACAACAGGUCUGGAAUCAAUCAAGACCACCUUGGCUUAAUGCACUUGUAAAACCAUUGAAGAUCAUGAUGCAGCCAGUCGUCGAGGUCCUUUUAGAAGCCGCCAAAACAGGUGCCAGUAUAUAUCAAGCUAUGUCCCUUGCGAUCGGCUGCUUCGCCGAGUUGUACGUGACCGCUUCGACUCCGGUUUUACGCACCGCAUUCGCGUUAAACGACAACAUCCCCGCGCACUGUCAACCGAUCGGUGGCCACGUGUUGCUCCAGAUGAUGUGCGCCGCCCUGUACUCCACUCUUCUGGAUGUGUCCACGAGAAACAGAAGCGAGCCUCACAGUACACCGAGUUCCGGGGAUACGUGUUGCGAAUUGAGCCCUUUCAAUCCAUACGACAGAUCGACCGCCGCCACGGCACUCGCUGAAGCGAUUUGCAGCAUUGACGAGGAUAACAAACACACGUCGCAGAUAGACUCCUUCCUGCUUCUCGUAAAGGACAGUCUUAGAAGAGAGAAUCAAAAUCCGAGAAAUGAUGAAUUGCAAAAUAUGGCUUGUGUUAUCGAGACUUACACGGAUGAAUUAUUGUUUACGAAUAUUGGUCGACGUUCCUUAAAAAUUGCAUACGAAUAUCUAAUUCGAGCGUCCGAUUGGGUAUUAAAUAAUUUACGUCGUGGCGAGGAGAGCAGACAGAUAGAUUUGAUUAAUCUGCCGAAUGUCUCACCUAUCGUGAAACCUCUCACACACAUAAUGUUUCACAUCGAGGACACGUGCUUCGAUCAAUUUAUGACUAAUUAUGAGGCAACAAAUUGGACAAAGGUGUUGACGAUGCCUUUGUCAAUUACAUUGGAACGAGUACGAAAUCAAAUUCUCCUAAGACCGGAAUUUAAAAACAUUGGAGAUCUCAGCCAUGAAGAUAAAGAAGUAGCGCAGUCUAUUAAAAGGAUCUGUUCAUUUGUUAGGUCAGCACGUUUUAAAUAAAUUGUUUGCACAAGUAAUGUUAAAUAAUAUCUCUGUUA